AGUUCUGGCUCCAGCUUCCCUUCUAUCCAGCUCGGAACAAGUCGUCGUGAUGGCCGCAGAACCACACUACGUCUUUGCCGAGAAGAACACUUUUUUGGAGGUUCGCCUGGAGGAGGAUGUGCCAGCGCCGAUUCGACAGAUCUCAUGGUCGGCGGGAGAUAACCAGACACCUCGUCUUCAGCUGGACUUACAGAGUCCCAACGUUGACCAACAUCGCAGCGGCGCAUGCCAGCCAUGUGUUUUCUUCGCCAGCCGCCGUGGGUGUGCAGCCGGUCCGACUUGCGGCUUCUGCCAUUUGGCUCACUCCAAGAAAGCCAUCCAUCGUCCCCAAAAGCCACUUCGGGAGGAGAUGAAGAAGGCAGUGCAAGAUGUCCUGCGAGUCUCGGAUCCACAAGUGCGGCGUAUAGCCGUCCACAAGAUGGCAGCUCAGCAUGAAUACAUGCGUCAGUUGCUCAUCGGUUUCCUCAAUGCCAUGACAUGAACGAAGAACUCAAUCUCGUGGCUGUUUCUUUGGCCGACUGCCACGCUCUAUCAGGAUAGCACAGCCACGAGUUCGCCAAACACUCAACUGGCUGAGCAAGCCAGAGCAUGCCUAGGCAAGGCUGCCUUUUGUGGACCAAAAGCCCUAGUUCUUUAAGGAUUUACGGAUUGGCCUCCUCUCCCCAGUGCGUUGGCCGGUUUGGGGGGGGGGGACCACCGUCAUGGGGCCACAUUUCAAGGCCACAGAGUGGCCUCCGUCCUCCCGAAAUCGGAAGCUGGACGCCCAAUUCGUCGUCGUUUCGGCUGUUCUGGACCGGGAGGAGACGAUGAGUUCGUUCGAUGUCCUUUGGGGGGU
Messenger RNA from Durusdinium trenchii, 835 nucleotides. The record is from the annotation of a GenBank genome assembly. NCBI's taxonomy places the organism in Eukaryota, Dinophyceae, Suessiales, Symbiodiniaceae.